UCUCUACUCAAGACUUUUAGAGAGAAGUAAGAAAACAAAAGGCUACCUUCAUAUGAUACGGCUGGGGGAGUUGAGGCAUUGGCCUCAACUUGUGUACACUUUUGCUUUCUUAUUGAUUGCCAUUGGUGUUGUUGCUGACGAAUCUUAUAAAUAUGAUUCACCAUUGCCAUAUGGUGAUUGGAAAUUGCCUCCACCGGUAAAAAAUAGAUGGUCAUCUCCACCUUACUUUUACAAGUCGCCACCACCUCCAUCACCACAUCCACCACAUCCAUAUCAUUACAAGUCUCCACCUCCACCAUCCCCAUCCCCUCCUCCACCGUAUUUAUAUAAGUCUCCUCCUCCACCAUCACCUUCACCACCACCUCCUUAUGUGUAUAAAUCUCCACCGCCGCCAUCACCGUCCCCUCCUCCUCCAUACGUUUACAAGUCACCUCCUCCACCAUCACCAUCCCCGCCCCCUCCAUAUGUAUACAAGUCUCCUCCUCCACCAUCACCAUCCCCACCACCACCUUAUGUCUAUAAAUCUCCGCCUCCACCAUCACCAUCUCCACCACCUCCUUACGUUUACAAGUCUCCCCCUCCACCAUCACCAUCCCCUCCUCCUCCAUACGUUUACAAGUCACCUCCUCCACCAUCACCAUCUCCACCACCUCCAUACGUUUACAAGUCACCACCUCCCCCAUCACCAUCCCCUCCUCCUCCAUACGUUUACAAGUCUCCUCCUCCACCAUCACCAUCCCCACCACCUCCAUACAUUUACAAGUCUCCGCCUCCACCAUCACCAUCCCCACCACCUCCAUACGUGUACAAGUCUCCGCCUCCACCAUCCCCAUCCCCACCACCUCCCUAUGUUUACAAAUCACCCCCUCCACCAUCACCAUCCCCGCCACCUCCAUAUGUUUACAAGUCACCACCUCCCCCAUCACCAUCUCCCCCACCUCCAUACGUGUACAAGUCCCCACCUCCACCAUCACCUUCUCCACCACCACCUUAUGUCUAUAAGUCUCCGCCUCCACCAUCACCAUCUCCACCACCUCCGUACAUUUACAAAUCUCCUCCCCCGCCAUCACCAUCCCCACCACCUCCAUACGUGUACAAGUCUCCGCCUCCACCAUCACCAUCCCCACCACCUCCCUACGUUUACAAGUCUCCUCCUCCACCGUCACCAUCCCCACCACCUCCCUACGUUUACAAGUCUCCUCCUCCACCGUCGCCAUCCCCACCACCUCCAUACAUAUAUAAGUCUCCACCUCCCCCAUCACCAUCUCCACCACCUCCGUACGUUUACAAGUCUCCACCCCCACCAUCACCAUCUCCACCACCCCCGUAUGUAUACAAGUCUCCACCCCCACCAUCACCGUCACCACCACCCCCGUAUGUAUACAAGUCUCCACCCCCACCAUCACCGUCACCACCACCCCCGUAUGUAUACAAGUCUCCACCCCCACCAUCACCGUCACCACCACCUCCAUACAUUUAUAAGUCUCCUCCUCCACCAUCACCAUCUCCACCACCUCCAUAUGUCUAUAAGUCUCCACCUCCACCUUCACCAUCUCCACCACCUCCAUACGUCUAUAAGUCUCCACCUCCACCAUCACCCUCUCCACCACCUCCAUAUGUCUAUAAGUCUCCACCUCCGCCUUCACCAUCUCCACCACCUCCAUACGUUUACAAGUCUCCGCCCCCACCAUCGCCAUCUCCACCACCCCCGUACGUAUACAAGUCUCCACCACCACCAUCUCCAUCACCACCACCCCCAUAUGUUUACAAGUCUCCUCCCCCACCAUCACCCUCUCCACCACCUCCGUACAUUUACAAGUCUCCACCCCCACCAUCGCCAUCCCCGCCACCUCCAUAUGUGUACAAAUCUCCGCCUCCACCAUCACCAUCCCCACCACCACCUUAUAUUUAUAAGUCUCCACCUCCACCAUCACCUUCUCCACCACCUCCAUAUGUUUACAAGUCUCCACCUCCCCCAUCGCCAUCCCCACCACCUCCAUACGUGUACAAGUCCCCGCCUCCACCAUCACCAUCCCCACCACCACCUUAUAUCUAUAAGUCUCCACCUCCACCGUCGCCUUCUCCUCCACCUCCAUAUGUUUACAAGUCUCCACCUCCCCCAUCGCCAUCCCCACCGCCUCCAUACGUGUACAAGUCCCCGCCUCCACCAUCACCAUCACCACCACCACCAUACAUUUAUAAGUCUCCACCUCCACCAUCGCCUUCUCCUCCUCCACCAUACAUUUACAAGUCUCCACCUCCACCAUCGCCAUCCCCACCACCUCCAUACGUGUACAAGUCCCCGCCUCCACCAUCACCAUCACCACCACCACCAUAUAUUUAUAAGUCUCCACCUCCACCAUCGCCUUCUCCUCCUCCACCAUACAUUUACAAGUCUCCACCUCCACCAUCGCCAUCCCCACCACCUCCAUACGUGUACAAGUCCCCGCCUCCACCAUCACCAUCACCACCACCACCAUAUAUUUAUAAGUCUCCGCCUCCACCAUCCCCUUCUCCUCCUCCACCAUACAUUUAUAAGUCUCCACCUCCACCAUCACCAUCCCCACCACCUCCCUAUAUUUAUAAGUCCCCACCCCCUCCAUCUCCAUCACCACCACCUCCAUAUGUCUACAAGUCUCCUCCACCACCAUCCCCUUCACCCCCACCACCAUACAUUUAUAAGUCACCACCUCCACCCCCCAAGUCUCACCCACCGCCAACUUACUACUACAGUUCUCCUCCACCUCCGGUCCAUUACUAAAACACGAGCAUCUUCAACAUUUCAAUAUGCUAAAAGUAUAAAGUAUUUCUUUACCAUGAAGUUACUCCUCAAUAAAUUUCACAAUAUGUUUUUAUUCUUACACAAAUGUAUCCAUGAGUUAAUAAUGUCUCAAUGUGCUAUAACACUGGUAUAUCUAUUUUUUAGACAUCAUGGAUGCUAUUGUUUCUUGUAAUCGAUUAAUACAAAUACUUCAUCUUGAAUUGUUUUUUUUUAUCA
Messenger RNA from Helianthus annuus (common sunflower), 2998 nucleotides. RefSeq names its product extensin-2-like. NCBI's taxonomy places the organism in Eukaryota, Viridiplantae, Streptophyta, Magnoliopsida, Asterales, Asteraceae. The coding region runs from base 53 to 2761 and encodes 902 amino acids. The record is from RefSeq and is a predicted model, not a curated record. The transcript has a single exon.